GCAGAGGCAGGUGAUGCAUACAAAAAGCGUGGAGUUCAUGCCUUUCACGCUCUCUUUUUUCCUCUUCCUCAGUGCCACACUCUGGCUAGCUUAUGGGCUCUUGCUGCAUGAUUACUAUAUCAUGAUUCCGAAUGGAGUGGGAGUUGUGUUGGGGAUGGCUCAAAUGAUUCUGUACGGAUGCUACUGCAAGGAGAGGAAGAAGGGUAGUGUUGAAAACCAAAAUGGGAAUGCUGCUGCAAGUGGUGGGCUCAGUAGCUUAGAGGUGGAAAGCGGCUGCUAGUUAGUUUCGGCCCAUUCGAGUGGGUUGUUGUAUGCUUGCGCCCAUUGGGCUCUUAGUAUGACAUAGUAUGGAUAGCAAAGCAAAAGCCCCUUUGAUUCUUCAGUAUGGGCCCAAAGUAGUUGGUUUCUUUGGGUCUU
Linum tenue is the source of this 417-nucleotide messenger RNA. The record is from the annotation of a GenBank genome assembly. Lineage: Eukaryota; Viridiplantae; Streptophyta; Magnoliopsida; Malpighiales; Linaceae.